AUGAGGAGUGACGUGGCACGUCUCAGGUCUGGGAAGACGAUUCCAUUGCUUGGAAUGGGAACUUAUUGUCCUCAAAAAGAUCAAGAGAGCACCAUCUCAGCCGUCCAUCAAGCCAUCAAGAUAGGGUAUAGACAUUUUGACACAGCAAAAAUAUAUGGAUCAGAAGAAGCUCUAGGAACUGCAUUGGGACAAGCUAUCUCCUAUGGAACUGUUCAAAGAGAAGAUUUCUAUAUCACUUCAAAGUUAUGGUCUAGUGAUCACCAUGAUCCUGUCACUGCCCUAAGACAAACCCUCAAGACAAUGGGACUAGAGUAUCUAGAUGGUUACUUGGUGCAUUGGCCAAUAAAGCUAAAGCCAGGAGUGAGUGACCCUGUCCCUAAAGAAGAUGAGUUUGAGAAAGAUUUGGGGAUUGAAGAAACUUGGCAAGGCAUGGAGAGAUGCUUGGAAAUGGGUUUGUGUAGAUCUAUUGGUGUUAGCAACUUCUCUUCUAAAAAGAUCUUCGAUCUCCUCGAUUGUGCUUCUGUCUCCCCUUCGGUUAACCAGGUGGAGAUGCAUCCAUUGUGGAGACAAAGCAAGCUAAGGAAAGUUUGUGAAGAGAACAAUAUCCAUGUAAGUGGAUAUUCACCACUUGGUGGACCAGGGAAUUGUUGGGGAUCAACGGCUGUGAUUGAACAUCCUGUCAUCAAAUCCAUUGCUCUCAAGCAUAAUGCCACUCCUGCUCAGGUGGCUCUAAGGUGGGGAAUGUCGAAAGGGGCAAGCGUGAUAGUGAAGAGUUUCAAUGGAGAAAGAAUGAGUGAGAACAAGAGAGCCUUGGAGGUUAAAUUGGAUGAUCAAGACUUGUCAUUCAUUGACCAAUUAGAGGAAUGGAAGAUCAUGAGAGGAGAUUUCCUUGUUAAUCAAACCACUAGCCCUUACAAAUCCAUCCAACAACUUUGGGAUGGUGAGAUUUAA
Arabis nemorensis is the source of this 951-nucleotide messenger RNA. NCBI's taxonomy places the organism in Eukaryota, Viridiplantae, Streptophyta, Magnoliopsida, Brassicales, Brassicaceae. The record is from the annotation of a GenBank genome assembly.